AGCUUCUUGUUGAAUGCAGCUCUAUUAAGGCUCAGAAUCCCUCAGUGCCAGCGCCAGUGGUAAGCGCUCUGAAAACCCAAACAAACACUUCUAGUCGUCAUAUAAAUUAGGUUGAUGGUGGCGUGAAAGUAUAACCUCGUUGCUGAUGUCCGGAAAUGUUCAUAAGAAGCGAUCCACCACAGAUUCUCUGACUCCAAAGCAGAUCUACUUUUUCCUGUGCAGAUAAUAAGAAUUUAACACUUGGACAUCACUCUACACCUGUUAAACCGUAUUUAAGAGAAGGACCAUCAAAAACAUUGUAUUGAUUUAAACUGGACGCAUGUUAUCACUUGCUCAAUACCUUUCCCUUCAAGAAAAAGAAAAUCUUUCUCAUCUGUUGAACCCAUUUGAAAUCGACUCAACACUUGUGCAUGACACAGAACGAAGAUUUUGGGCUUGUGGCAUUGGUAUAUCUGGAAUAACUGAUCCACACAAUUGAUUGCUUUAAACAGGAAACUGAAGAAAAUUUAAUGGACUUAAAACAAAUGUGAAAGUGAUAAGCUUAAGUUUAACAGAAUGAGUAGUUCAGCAAUGUUUAGGUCUCACUAACAAAAAUUGAAAAUGUCAGAGAUGUAACAUAAGGUGUUUCUUCCUUCUUUGUCAUGUGACACUGAAUACUGAUGCAUUGUUUUUGUUACGCCAAGACAGUCAUUUUACCAGUUAAAUGAGGUGAGCAUUGUUUUAGAGCCCUCCAUUGCCUAUUCAAGACUGUCUCUGAAAUAUUUUUUCUUUAUAUCUUUGGUUCGGUAAAUCUUACAAUGAUUCGGUAAUAGGUUUGUCACACCAGACAAAUACUGGCACACAGUGUGGCAGGACAACACCUGUGUCAAUCCUUUCAUCUGGAGGAACUGCUAAGAACUGCUGUCCAAGUUCCACUGCAUAGCAUUUUCAUACACUUAACAACUCCGCUCUUCCACGCUAUCAGGACAAAUCAAUCUUUAGAUCACCUCAAGUCUUGUCACCUCAAAGUCCACUUACAUUUGACGAUCGAUAUUGGGAUAAAUUAGAACAAAUGGAAAAUCUCCAGUGAAGAACGCACCUUAUUCGGAAGUGUCAGCUGAUGGGAAUUUUGAUUUAAGAUUUUAACAUUGGAGUAUUACCUUGGACAAAGCUGGAGAGGAAAUUUUUGGGUUGUGCUGCUACCAAACCCUAACGGCACCCACUACGCAUCCAGUGCCAACCGGCCUGAGAAGCGAAGCCCAGCAGAAGGAGAGGAGGCAAAGGACUUCAGAGCUUUGCACUCUGGGAUCCUGGCCAUGAGGUUUGAUGCCUCGUUCCACUGACCGGAAACACUGGACCUAAAUGGCGCAGCAUGACUUUGUCCCUGCCUGGCUUAAUUUCUCCACGCCCCAGCCCGCCAAGUCCCCUGCUGCAAACCUCGAGAAACAAAACGAGCCUCACCACAGAGAUGGACGAACGUCUGUGAGCCGCCGCCGCCACAACUCUUCUGAUGGCUUCUUCAACAACGGCUCCCUGCACGCUCCAACGGGCAAUACAGGUGAUGGGUGGCAGCAGCUUCUGAGGCAUGACUCUGUGGAUUCCGGGGUGGCCAAAGGGGGGCACGGGGGUCUUGUGGGGGGCUCCUGUUGGAAGGAGACCCCUAAUUGGCAUGGAGCCCCACGAGGAGCCCAGGAUAGCCACCAUCAUCAGGGACGCCAACCCAAACGGGGAGCAGGUGAAAGGGACAGGCAGACGGGGCACAGGCAGCGCAAUGGCAACUUCCACCCUCGCAAGGGCACCUCGUAUCAGGACAAGUUUCCCAACGAGGAACGCAAAGACAACAAGGAUGACAAGCUCAAGUUUGUGGAAGAGGAUUUUCCUUCCCUCAACCCUGAAACAACUGGAAAGCCUGGGACUCAAACGCGAGCAGUACCGCCACAUGCUGGAGUCUGGGAAAACCCCCCAAGUGGAAAACAGAUGGUUUCCAAGAUGCUGGUUAUCAAGAAGGUUUCCAAGGAGGACCCCAGCACUGCCUUUUCUGCAGGCUUUGCCACUGCUGGGACCCUGCCCAACGGCAGCAAGGCCCCCAUCGCUGGCUCCAGUGUCUACAAGAACCUGGUCCCAAAGCCCGCCAUGGCCCCCACCAAAAGCACCCAGUGGAAAGCUGGAGGAAGAGAGAUCACAAAGUCUGGCCUUCACGUGCCAGGCCGAGAUUCUGUAUUCACCAGCCCCGUCUCUGCAGCCAAACCCAGCACCCCCAACAGUGCCCCGCAACACAACGCCCCAAAAGAAGUGAGCACCUAUCACACUUCAAUUGAGCAGCAGCACCCUUCCAGCACCACACCUCCCAUAGACAUCGCUCCAUCGAGGCUGAAGCUGAUGCGCCGUGGUCCUGAUCGCAAAAGUGAGUUCCUGCGAGCUCUCAAAGACGAGGGCACUGGAGAGCUGACCACGAGCAGCAGCCCAGGAACAUCAGGAGAGGGAGAGAGCAGCACCCCAGAGCCUAAAGCCUACAGUGAGGAGGUCCAUGAGAAUGGUCUGUCCUACUCUCUGAGUGAUUCAGACACUGAACAUUUGUCCAGUUCCCUGGAAGCGGAGCACAGGUUGCUGAAAGCUAUGGGUUGGCAGGAAUAUCCAGAGAAUGAUGACAACUUCCUGCCUCUGACUGAGGAUGAGCUGAAAGAGUUCCAGACAAAAACUGAACAGUUGAAGAAAAAUGGCAUUCAGCGGAAUGGGGUUCUUCCAAGGGCACGGGGUGUGACCCUCCACUUCACCCCCUGGAGGAGUGUCGCGGAGGCGCAUGUGGAAGAAGGGUCCGAGUCCGAUACCAGUAGCAGCAGCCAGACCUCCGACGAUGAUGACUGCAUCAAAUCCUAACGUGGCUUUAUGGAACAAAACUUGGCAGCCAACAGCAUCUCAACAUGCAAUGCCCACUUCCUCUCAUCUUUGUUUUUAGAGCACCAUUUGAAUUUCUUUUGAUUUUUGUUGUUCUUGCACAAGGGAAAACCAAUCAUAUCCCAGUGAAGGGGGGAGAUUCCUGCUCUGCCAGAUGUCACUUUCCCUGCAUUACCUCCUUCACUGCAGCCCUGCCCUAAGGCCCCUCCCCUUCCUUCUUUACUUCCUGCUUUUGAACUGAAGUGUUUGUCAAGAAAAGAAGGGCAAUGAAUGCACACGUGAUUCUGCUUUAAACAGACUAACUCAUUUCAUUGAUGAUGCUGAUGACACAUUAAUGAUAUUAAUAAAUUGGUUCCCGAAAAGCUGUUUCAGUAUGA
Boleophthalmus pectinirostris (great blue-spotted mudskipper) is the source of this 3251-nucleotide messenger RNA. RefSeq names its product GC-rich promoter binding protein 1-like 1 (gene gpbp1l1). The transcript is spliced from 12 exons. Gene Ontology annotation, molecular function: DNA binding; RNA binding. Gene Ontology annotation, biological process: positive regulation of DNA-templated transcription; DNA-templated transcription. Gene Ontology annotation, cellular component: nucleus. The record is from RefSeq and is a predicted model, not a curated record. NCBI's taxonomy places the organism in Eukaryota, Metazoa, Chordata, Actinopteri, Gobiiformes, Gobiidae. The coding region runs from base 1342 to 2856 and encodes 504 amino acids.